AGUCAACAUUCAACAAUAAAACUCAAGAAACAUUGCAGAGGUUUCAUCUCAAUGGGCUCUCCUGUCUAUUUCUCCACAUAAACCUCAGAUAGUGGGUUGUAAUUAAAAUUGGAGAAAUUUGAUUUAAAUUACUUGGAAAGAUUGAAAAAGAUAAGAACAAUAAAAGGAAGAGGGAGGAGGGAUGGUGCUGGUUUUAGCAUUGGGUGAUCUUCACAUCCCCCACAGGGCACCUGAUCUGCCUACAAAGUUCAAGUCUAUGCUAGUACCUGGAAAGAUCCAGCAUAUAAUCUGUACUGGCAAUUUAUGUAUUAAAGAGGUUCAUGACUACUUGAAGACCAUCUGUCCUGACCUGCACAUCACUAGAGGUGAAUAUGACGAGGAAACACGCUACCCAGAGACCAAAACUCUAACCAUUGGUCAAUUUAAACUUGGAAUAUGCCAUGGCCACCAGGUUAUUCCAUGGGGGGACCUGGACUCACUGGCCAUGCUUCAGAGACAGCUGGAUGUUGAUAUUCUUGUGACUGGUCAUACACAUCAGUUCACAGCAUAUAAACAUGAGGCUGGGGUGGUAAUAAACCCAGGAUCUGCCACUGGUGCCUACAGUAGCAUCACCUAUGAUGUCAAUCCUAGCUUUGUGCUGAUGGACAUCGAUGGCCUUCGUGUUGUUGUCUAUGUUUAUGAACUAAUUGAUGGAGAGGUAAAAGUUGAUAAGAUCGAUUUCAAGAAAACAACAGCAUCUGCAAACUCGGCUCACUGAUGACAUGAUGCUGCUGUUUUGGACUACAUAAAUUUGUUCAAGCUUAGCGGUCCAUUUGCUUGUGUGUAUGUUUGAGCUUUAGCUUUACUUCAAUGUGGAUUUUCGUGCGUGCCCUCUUCCUUUUUCUUACUUUUCAUUAUACCUUAGUUCGUCCGAUGAUAUUUUGAGAGGCUGUAAUUAGAUGAUAAAAGGAAUGAGGCUUUAUUGGAUGGUUUAUUCAUUCAUUUAUGAUCCUUUAUGACGCUAACUCCCCAUUCUA
Messenger RNA from Coffea eugenioides, 1016 nucleotides. Its product is annotated as vacuolar protein sorting-associated protein 29. The record is from RefSeq and is a predicted model, not a curated record. The coding region runs from base 182 to 757 and encodes 191 amino acids. The transcript has 4 exons. Lineage: Eukaryota; Viridiplantae; Streptophyta; Magnoliopsida; Gentianales; Rubiaceae. Gene Ontology annotation, cellular component: retromer complex; endosome. Gene Ontology annotation, biological process: retrograde transport, endosome to Golgi; intracellular protein transport.